CAUUAAAGUUUGUUAAUUUGUAACUUCAUUUAUUUAAUAAAAGUAUACACGUAAUCAAAUCCGAAAAAACUACAUUGUAUCAACAGUCAUGCAUUGCGUAACAUUUUCAGUUUCUUCGUCGUUUGGUAUUUUACUAUCAUUCCCUUUAAACAGGGAGAACUUCGUCUGAAUGGUGGGGUCCGGUCGUCUGUUCAGCAUUCAGGAUUUAAAACAAACACUUUCCGUUGCAGAAAUAUUUGUUCCCUUUAGGUUCCUGGUUGAAUACACACGCUCGGCUGACAGCGUGGUGACUCCAUAUGUUUGGAUGUUGUUUAUUAAGCUGGGUUGACUCAUUCUCUCCCCCCCUCUGUUCCUGCCGGGUUGGUAGCGCCCUUCCCAUCUGUUCGGCUCCGGUGAGACUGAUUGAAACAGAUCGUAGCGCCCUGCUGGUCGCAAUGGCAACCGCUCCAACAGGAAGGGAGCGACAACUUUCUUCUUGUUUCUAAUGUUCCAGAGGAGUUCCGAAUCACUGGAGAAACUACUUUCCUAUGUGAGGAAGGAGUGUUAUACACUUUGACCAGUCCCAAAAUGUCCCAGGGAUGUACCGUUUCUGUGGAAGAGGUCCAGUCCUGGUGGGAAGUCCCCGCCAUAGCCCACUUCUGCUCGCUGUUCAGGACGGCGUUUCGACUUCCAGACUUUGAAAUAGAGGAGCUCGAGAAAGCUCUGUCAGAACAGGACUUGGACUUCCUCAGCGACCUCGUUGCCUGCUUGUUGCAGGGAUGCUACCAGCGCACUGAUAUCACCCCGCAGACAUUUAGCAGUUACCUCGAUGACAUUAUCAGCUACCGGUGGGAGCUGGAAGAGGGGAAGCCCAACCCGCUCUGCGCCGGGCCGUUCCACAGUCUCCCACCUCGCACCCAGGUGGAGCUGCUGCACAGACUCUGUGACUACCGCCUGGAUGCUGCUGAUGUGUUUGAUCUCCUGAAGGGGCUGGAUGCAGAUAGCCUGAGGGUGGAACCCCUGGGGCAAGAUGGAGAUGGUUCCCUCUACUGGUACUUUUAUGGCACUCGCAUGUACAAAGAAGAGCCACUUAACAGGAAAACUGAGAGACUCUGUGAAGUUGACCUAACAUUACCAGAGAAGAAGAGAAGGGGAAGACCACCAAAGAAACGAAAGCUAGAUGACAAUAAUAUAAGUGAAGAGGACAGUGAAGAAACAGAAGUGAAGACAGAAAAAGGGCUGGACGAUGUUCCUCCAAGCACAGCUCGUAGGCGAGGUACUUGGUCCCUGGUGUGUGAUACAGAGGAACAGUGGAUCAAGCUGGCCGAAAGCAUCAAGGACAAAACCUCCCCACAGGACCGCCACCUUUACCGCGUCAUCAGCCACAACUUCCUGCCUGAGAUCAGCAGCAUGAUCGAGCACAAGGAGCGAGAGCAGAAACAGAAGUUACUGGAUCCAGCCCCAGUCCGGACAUCACAGUGGUUCUCUGAAAAUCCCAUUAAGCAUGAAAAAGAGGACAAUCAGAAGGCCAGAUCGGAGGAGGAGAGGAGGAAAGAUGAAGAACUGGACAGGCAGGUUCUGCUGGCUGAGCAGCGUCGGGAAGAGGAGCGGCUCCUGCAGGAAGAACAACAGAGGGAGAAGUUAGAGAAGAUCAAAGCUGUGGAGGAGCGAGCAAAGAGGCGGAAGAUGCGCGAGGAGAAGGCCCGGUUGCUGUCUCAAGGAAAAGACCUUCCUCCUGAGCUUCUGAAUCUGGAGCCACCUUCUCCCGUCAGAAGAACACGAAAGAACAAAGAAUUUUAUGAUAUUGACGAUGACUACACCGCUCUUUAUAAAGUUCUUGAAGCCCUGAAAGCUCAUAAAGACGCCUGGCCUUUCUUAGAGCCUGUUGAUGACUCCUACGCUCCGAAUUACCAUGAAAUCAUCCAGACUCCCAUGGACUUGUCCACCAUAGAAAAGAAGCUCAGUGACGGAGAGUACGUUGCCAAGGAGGAGUUUGUUGCUGAUGUGAAGCUCAUGUUUGAGAACUGUGUUGAAUACAAUGGAGAAGACAGUGAAUACACCAUCAUGGCAGAGUCUCUGGAACGUUGUUUUAACCGCGCCCUGCUGAAACACUUCCCAUCAGAGGAUGGAGACACAGACGAGGAGUUCCACAUCAGCCGGGAAGACAAAGAGCGUAAGGACAAAAAACGGAAUCGUAACAGUAAACAUUUAGGACCCGAAAGUUUGAUCCGGGCUACCGAGCAGGUCCAGCGUAAGCGAAACCCACAGGGCAAGGGCAGCACAGCGUCAGAAGCAGAGGACAGCAGGCUGACCCGACUGCAGAUUCCUCCUCACUGGACUAAUGGUCCCGCUCAUCCUCACAGUCUUCCUCCAAGCCAGCAACACAUGUUCCAUCCAGGACAGCAGUUACGUCUUCCAGGUGGUCCCCCCACUCCGCUUGGCCCACAGAUGUACACCCAAAGAAUACCAAUGGAUCCACGCUUUGGCUACCCAGUCCAUAUCCCUAGACAUGGAGAUCCCAACUUCAGUCCCUAUCCUCACAGUUUCAACAUGCAGAGUCGCAUGGCUGAUGGGCAUCAUAUGAGCCCCAGGUUUUCAAUGGGGCCUGACUCUAACAGGGGGCUUCAACAACAGCACCCGUACAUAGGUCCGACUCAUGGUCCAUCCUUGGGCCCGCGCCCCAUGGCCCUUCAACCCGGACCCCCUACUGAAGCCAGCAUGUAUCCAUCCCACCAGCGUCCAGAGGGCCACACCUUGCAUCCAAUGGCCAACAGGUUUUCAGGGCCAGAAAGACCAACUACCAGCUACCCAGGGUUGAGAUCUCCUGGUAUGGGUUCAUCAAACAUGUGGCCUGGUAUGAAUCACCAGGGCCAGGAUCAACUAAAUGACAUGCGCAUGCAGGACCCUAACGUUGCAAACCAACGCAGCUUCGGUUAUGGUGGAAUCCCCCCACCAAUGGGACAUAAGCCAUGGCCGGAGGCUGCUGGUUACCCCCAACACCCUCCCAAUGGUCUGCAUCAAAUGUCUGCUGCAGCCAGCUCCCUGGGGCCCCUGUCUUCACGGGCCCCCGUGCCUCAGCCAGACUCAACUGGCAGGACUCACUUGUCUUCCAUGCUGGAAAGCCCAGAGAUGCUGGCCCUGCAGCAGCUGUCAGCCUCUUCUGGACCCCCUGCUGGCACCCCUCAUCAGCACAUAGGCAACUUUCAACAGCCAGGGGCCCCAUCAGGAUUUGGCAGCAUCCCAGCUCACCCCUCCAGACAACCUCCCCCUUCCCUUGAAGUUCAGCUGCUGCGUCCUGCAGGAGACAAAGGGGUAGACAGCCAGCCCUGCCAACAGACAGACGUGGACCCCAAAGGUUCAGUGUCGGACAAAAAAACAAAUGCAGACAUCUCUAAUGAAGCUGCAUCACAAAGACAUGUUUCUGCACUCAAUCAGGAGCAGACUACUACUCUGAACCCCACAGGACAUUACAGAACACCAGCAGUCUCCAACAUGAACAGAUCACAGGGAAGUCCUCCUGGACCAGAGCUAGCACAGACUUCAUCGGAGAGCCACAAGCAGAAGAUCGAUGAACAGAGUGCCGCUGCUCCUCCAACUCACUUCAACGCUGCUAACAGCAGCUCCACUGAGACUGUCACACAUAUGCAGCCAGAGCAUGCACAGAACAGUCCACAGCACAAAGCACAGAACCUACAGCCCCUGCAUGUAUCUGGUUCUCUAAGUUCUACUCGGCACACACCAGAGAACCAGCAACACGCACACCAGCAAAGUGAAGAGCAGCCAAACACCUCAGAACCACAGAUAACCCUCAAUCAAAGUCACCUAGUGAGCUCUGCCCUGCCUUACAAUACGGAGCAACACAAUUCAGCUGCACCUUCUCAUCAAACCACCCACACAGUCUCCGCGCAGUGUCCUGUACAGAACAGCCCCAUGCAUGGGACCUCACAGAAUAUGACUCGGGCAGCCCAGCUCGGACCCCUGCAGCCUGCCCCUCUGACCUCUUUGCCCCCAAGUCACCCUGCCACAUUAUUACCUGCUCAGCCCAGCCCAGCAGAGCAUGAAGAUCAAAGACCCAGUGAGCCAGCCAGUAGGCCUGCCAGAGCGGGCGCUGCCACCCAGUUGAUGGUGGGUAACAUGGGUGUGCAGGCCCAAAGAGGGCCGCCAACCAGUUACAGUCCUGUGCCUCCUCACUCCCAAAGUCAGAUCAAUGGAGCUAUUGGCCAGUAUGGCAUGGGAAACGCUCUACAUCCACAAUACAACCAGACAAACAUGAACAAGUCCAUGCCACCAUCUGUUCAUCACAGCCAGCCCACAAACGCCCUGCACAACAGUGGUCCCCACCCUGCAUACCAGCAGCAUGGAGGGAACACCUACUCCUACCAAAUACCUGUACAACAGCACCCACAACCUCUCAGAAAUAUGUUCCCACCCCAUCAGUACCAGCAGCAGGCCUACUACACUCAGCCUCAUAGACAAACACUCAGCAGGGGUGGGUACCCUCCCAAGGACUGGCAGCAGUCUCCUUAUCGGCCUCAGCAGCCAAUCCCAUCUAAUGCCUAUCUUCCUGUGGGCAGCGCAAGGUCUAAUGGUCAUCUUAAAGAGAGCAGUGUGUCACCGCUGGGCUCUGAUGCCUCCAGUGGUGCUGGCUUACUAUCUCCUGGUCCUGUAGGACCACUCUCUGCAGGAUCAGAGGAUGGUAGCACUGAGAGCAGGGAGCAGGUAGGUCCAGGUAGCAGUGGUCAAACAAAGCAGGCUCAGAAUGACAACUCGGAGCCACCAGAAAGCCCGAAGGAAAUCCUCGACCUUGACAGUCACAAUGCAGCUGCCCGCCAUCGAGGCGUCCCGCCGCUUCAGCUGCAUCCUCCUGCACACAUAACGUCUGGAUUGAUGUAUGAUCCUCGAGCCUUGCAUCCAGGGAUGCAACAAGGUGGUGUCCCACCACCACAUAUGAUGUCUCAAGGUCAUAGAGUUGGAAAUGGAACACCUUAUCCUGGCCAGCCAUACCCAGAUUCACGCUAUGCUGCCCAGAGACCUCACCCACAUCUGAUGGAAGCUCUGCAGCGGCCACAGCAGCUGCCCUACUCCCCCGGUCAGACACGCAUGGCCAUGUACAGAUACCCCAGAGCUGGAGGGCACUUUCAGGGCAUGAUGGUUCAGCAGAGAGGCCUGGGACCAGAGCGAUUCUUACAUCCUGGACAACAGAUGAUGGCUGCUCCUGGAGGUCCUGGAAGUAAACAAGGACCAUAAAAUAUCUGAAGACCAAAAUCUGGGUUCAACAAAGAUCUGGACAAGGCAGACGGUCAGUCCAGUACUGUCCUGGUGGCUGCAGCUGUUUCCUUCUCCAUCUCUUGUUGAUAAUCCGUAACAGAAUAAACAUUUCCCACUUCUGGAUGUGAAGAUCCAACCAGACAGUUAGUACAACAAACGUACUAAAAAUGUGAAAAAGUUUUGAGCCAUGGAGAUCAGUUUUCUUCUCACUAAGACUGCGUCAUCAGAGCUCAUGUUGGCUGAGAAGAAAAAACAUGAGGGGUUCCCUGGCUGGAUGAAGGACACGGCAGUUUGUUUCUUCCCAACAUUGAAGCGAUAAACGUUUGUCCUCCUGUAAAAAGGGAACCAUUUAAACCAUUAGGUCAGCCUGUCUGGAACGCUGGACAACCCUGUUUCACAUGGUCAGCCAAAGCAUGGACGGACUUAACGGAGCGACUGACUGGAUGUUGACAAGAAGAAGGACUGUGAUUACCUUCAGUUUCAACCCCAUCUUUAAAACUCAGGUGUAGAAGAGGAGGUCCUAUGAGGAGCGGCUGACCCCCAGCAGAUGCCUACGUCUCCUUUGUGAAUGUAUGAGUGAAUAUUUAGAGAAUAAAUGCAGCACCGUAGCACAUGUAAGGACAUACAACACGGAUUACUGGAGCAUCCAUCUCCACCCAUAACUCUAAAGACAUUUCUCAGCCUGAGUAAAAUAAGAAAAAUAUGCACCUUUCAACACUGCCUUGAUUUUUAAGAAUGUCUUCAGAAAGGGGCUGGAAACGACGGUGCUGUUUGUUUCCCUGAUGUCAAUCCAGACAUCCCAAAACUCUGUGGCCUUCUUUAGUCAUUUUCUGUCAGCUCAGAAAUGUAUAAAAUAGUCAAAUAUAUAUUCUUCAGUCCUUCCUCCCUCCCUGCUAGUACAUUGCACAUGCAUCGAACAACCUAAACCUGUCUUUUAUUUUUAGUGUUCAUACUUUCCUCAUUCUGCCUCCUUCAUGGCCCUGCUGAGUUUAAGGUUGUUUCUCUGCCUGCUUCCUCCUCCUGCUGUUAAUAGUAAAGUUCCCCUCAGGGUGUACAGAUUCAGAAUACGGGUAUUUUUGUGAAUCAUUUGAGGAAGGAGCAGAGAGACAGAGAGAAACUGUCCUGAAUAUACCGGUGAGCAAACAACCUGCCUACUUUGUGCUUGUCUGUUUUUCUUAAAUGUGUUUUAGUUUCAUGUAAUUCUUAUUCCACCUUCCUUUACAUCUGAUUGGAAGUCAUUUUGCAUUAAAAAGUGAUGUUAGUUUCUUGCUCUCGAGUCACUGCAUUUUUCCAUGACAUGGUUGUGACCUUUUAAAAGCUCUCUUAGUUAUGGCCUGAAUCUACCUCAUCUAGCUGCUAAGUGGCAUCCAAUAAUAGUCGGUCCACUUUCACUAUUCCCCUCUCAGACUCCAGGUUGACUGUUUAUUACCAGACUUUAUCUCAUCCCCUGCAGAAGUUACGAUAAAAUUGGCCUGGAAAUAUUAUGCAUGAUGGGAAAGUAGGAACAUGUGAGCUGGUUUCAGUCUGUUUAAGUAUUCCAGUUGGGAGUCUGUAUUAAGCCACACAGUUAACAGCCCUCAAGUCUGGGUAUUUUUGAUGCAAUGUCUAGAAACACUGGAGAGAGUUUUCUAAAUGAGAGUUCUCCUCAAUGAGUCGCUGUUUAAUUAAAGCAGUGAGCUGUAAAAAAAUGUAGAGGCCUUAAGGUCAUGCAGGAGGUAGUGUUCAUCCACGCUGUGUAAUGUUUGGAGGACAGGUUGUGAUGUCUUGUUGUGUUCAGUUGUGUGUAUGUGUGCGCCUGUACUGGUGCACAGACUGGCCACCAGUUAACUGGAAGCCUGCAACCAAUUCUCCCUUUUACUCGUCUGUCAUCUCUCUGCACUGGCGACAAAACCAUUUAGGCGUGAUUAAAUGUGAAUCAUAUUUAUUUGCUCUUUAAAGAAUUUUUGUACAUUUUCGGACUUGUUUUAAUAUAAAUUUUUCCCUUGGUGUUUUUAAACUGUCGUCCUUUACCUCAGUAGCGUGGUGACAUUGGGAAGAGGAAAAAAGUCUUGUACCUUUGAUUUAAAGAAGCGUUUAAAUGUUCUUAUCUGACUGACAUGGAUUAUUUUGGGAAUGAAAUGAAUUAUUUUCUAUACUGUCUUAGAAAUAAAUAACGUUUCUCUACAAA
This is a messenger RNA of Girardinichthys multiradiatus, 7414 nucleotides long. Its product is annotated as cat eye syndrome critical region protein 2 homolog. The record is from RefSeq and is a predicted model, not a curated record. Bases 568 to 5226 code for a protein of 1552 amino acids. Gene Ontology annotation, biological process: chromatin remodeling. Gene Ontology annotation, cellular component: CERF complex. Lineage: Eukaryota; Metazoa; Chordata; Actinopteri; Cyprinodontiformes; Goodeidae. Gene Ontology annotation, molecular function: protein binding. The transcript is spliced from 19 exons.